Scylla paramamosain (green mud crab) is the source of this 5415-nucleotide messenger RNA. RefSeq names its product neurogenic differentiation factor 4-like. Gene Ontology annotation, cellular component: nucleus. The coding region runs from base 764 to 1630 and encodes 288 amino acids. NCBI's taxonomy places the organism in Eukaryota, Metazoa, Arthropoda, Malacostraca, Decapoda, Portunidae. The transcript is spliced from 2 exons. Gene Ontology annotation, molecular function: protein dimerization activity; E-box binding; DNA-binding transcription factor activity, RNA polymerase II-specific. Gene Ontology annotation, biological process: positive regulation of transcription by RNA polymerase II; axon development; sensory organ development. The record is from RefSeq and is a predicted model, not a curated record.
ACUCACUGGGAAGGAAGUAAGAUUAAACUUUUUCCCAUUCUUUAUCAGCCAACGCAUCACACCCGCCUUGUUAUCAACACUCGAUCGACUCUUCUCCCUGGUAACACCCGUACAUGUGUUGGCUCCGUGUUUCUGGGCUUAGGCAACACCAGUACCCACAGCUUUCAUCGCCGAGAACUGCAAAACACCAAGGACGAAAUGCCGCGACCCUCCAUCUCAAAGCUGUGACCAUCGGGCCUCAGUACUCGCCCUAGAAUACUGUCAUCUCUCUUGUAAGACACAGUGAUGAUAUCCUGAGGUGUUAAAAUAUGUAGGCGUAUGCUUGAAUUUGUGUUUGCACCUGUAGGAGACGCGGUAGGUGAGAUGUGCAAAUACCUGGGAGGUGACGGGUGAGGGAGUGAGAGGCUGGCGGGUCAGUGGGCUGCCAGCAGUGGUUGGAGGUAGACGGUGCUACGGCGCUCUCUCCCUCCUCAUUUUCUCCCUCCUCUCUCUCUCUUCUCUUCGUCCUCUCUUACCUUGCCUUCUGUUAAUUCAGGUGAGCGGUGCCCCACCCAGCAUGGACUCGUUUCAGUGAUAGCAUGACACGUACAGACAAUGUCGAGACAGUUUGAACACUUGGUGACGUGAAAAUUACAAGUGAAAGUUUAUUGAGACAAAUCUCAGGUGGUUGUGAUUGUAACUGGUGCGAUGAUAACGAACCUGAGUGUGGUAAAAAUGGAAAACUGUUUGAGUCACAACGUGGGUGCCGGAAGUGUGAAGGGGCAUGUUGACAGCAAUAACAACAAUAACAAUAACAGCUGCAGCAGCAGCAGUACCAGCAGCAGUACCAGCACUAACAGCAAAAACAUCAGCACCAGCACCAACAACAACAACGGCACUAACAACAACUGCAGCAUUAACAACAACAGUAACAGCAGCAGCAGCAGCAGCAGCACCUGCAGUAGUCCCAGCAGCACAAGCCACUUGGUGCAGGAAGUGGACGAGGAGCACUCCAGGUUUCCGGAACUCGACACAAAAGCCUCGUCGACUUGUGGGGAAGUACCAGCUGCGGCCUCGGUCCCUCCAGGCGCGGCGCCACUCUGACAGCGAGUGGAGCCUGCAGGACACGCUACGCCACAAACCGAGGCCGCAGCCGCUGUCCCGCUACCGCCGGAAGACGGCCAACGCGAGGGAGAGGUACCGCAUGCGGCAGAUCAACACAGCGUUCGAGAGCCUGCGGGGCGUGCUGCCCUCCUGGGUGUGCAGCCGCCGCGCCGCAGCGGACAUGACCAAGAUUACCACUCUGCGGCUCGCCUCCGCCUACAUCAGGUCGCUGCAGGACAUCCUGGACGGCAACGCCCCCGAGGACACGUGUUCCUGGGUACUGUCCAGCAUCCUGGGCGAUACCACGAAGAGCAAAGGGGCGCAACCUGAGCCAGUCAAGACCCAGAACACUCCCGUCAGCACACAGCAAGAAGCAGAUUUUGUGUCGUUCUUGUGUAACUCCUCAGACACGGGAGUUUUCCAGGACAACUUGGACUCUUUAUCAUAUCUGUCUCCGAUGUCAGAGACAGAAGCUGUCGCUCUGCUCCUGGGGAGUGACCCGCCGCGCGGCUGGGGCGAUGCUCAUCACACACAACUCGUAACUUAAUGAAGGAGGGCAAAGGUGAUUUUUUUCUCACCAAUAAACUCUCCGCAUCGUCCUAGACAUUUCUCAGACUUAUUUAAUUCAGUCUCAUCGACGGAGUGGUUGUAUCAUACGUAACUUAUGAAUAUUAUCUAUUGAGUAAUUUAUUGACGUGCUGUACUUAUGAACGCUUCUCCGGCUGGGUUUAGGUCGCGGUAAAUAUGCUUGACAGGCUGUGACGCUCUCUGCAGCCCAUCUUUACACACUUUGAAUGCAUCUCCAGUAGGAACACUCACUCAUCCUGGCUAAUGUGGAAGCGGGGACGAGGUUGUGAUAGCCAAAUUUCGAUUCCUUGUUGUCAAAGCAAGCUGUGGUUUGACCACCGCGCCUCGGUCAUCGCUACACAGGAAGGGUCGGCGGCUUAAAACUGAUGAUAAUAUUGACUUUCAUGUUGUCUCAACGAUCUGACAACGCCCAUAAUCCUAACAGCCUCUUCCCCUCGUGCCAGCCUGGUGGAGAUUAUGCAUCACCUCACCCUUACAUCCACAUAAGAAGGCACACCACCACCACUUCCACAUCAGCCAGGAUGAGGGAAAUAGUGAAAAAAAGUAUUUUAUUUAUGAUUUAGGGAGAUAGUGGCCGGUUGUUAUUUCAUUCUAAACUCCGCUAGACGUCCCUCGGCCUCACCCAUCGGCUGACAUCCCACAGACACUCACUUUUCUUGCAUUUGUACGUGUGCUUCCUGUUGAAACACAAACACACACACACACACACACACACACACACACACACACACACACACACACACACACACACACACACACACACACACACACACACACACACACACACACACAAAUCUAAGACUCAUCUGAUCAACACUCAAUAGAGGGAAGAAUAAUGUCUUCCUGUCCUGCUCACCCACACUGAGUAGGCGAGGCAUCCCCCAGCUGAGGACGCCGCUGGGUACGAGUCAGGGUGGGGCCGCGGGAGCAUCGUCACGUCGUGGGUGUUCCAGACACUUCGCACGUCCUUGUACCUUCGCGAGAUACCUAUGUUUGGGCGUACCCACGGCGGGCGGCGAUGGAAAGGACAACGACUCUGCCUGUGUGUGUGUGUGUGUGUGUGUGUGUGUGUGUGUGUGUGUGUGUGUGUGUGUGUGUGUGUGUGUGUGUGUGUGUGUGUGUGUGUGUGUGUGUGUGUGUGUGUGUGGAUGGGUGUGUGUGUGAGUGUGUGUGUGUGUGGGUGUUUUGGUAAAUGAGAGAGAGAGAGAGAGAGAGAGAGAGAGAGAGAGAGAGAGAGAGAGAGAGAGAGAGAGAGAGAGAAAAAGGCAUGGAGAUAGGUGGAUAGAUAAGAAUGUAGAUGGAUGGAUAGACAGAUAGAUAGAUAGACUGAUAGAUAGAUAGAUAAAUAGAUUGACUGAUUGAUUGAUAGAUGGAUAGACGGAUAAUCAGAUAGAUAGAUAGAUAGACAAGAUAACUGGCUUGAGAGAGAGAGAGAGAGAGAGAGAGAGAGAGAGAGAGAGAGAGAGAGAUUUAUUCUAGUCAUUACACCUAUGCUGCGGUGGAGUAAUGGUGCCUAAUGCGUCAGAAAUGCUGCAGCUCAUCAUUAAUAAUCCUUUCUUCUGUGCCUCCUUCAGUGCUAACUUUCUAUAAUGCUUCGACCAACAUCAUUUUCCUCCUCCCCUCCUGUGUUGCUUCCCUGCUCCCAUCAUGAGGGCUUUUAAUUUAAGUGAUAGGAGUGGUAUCGAAUUAUUUUCUUUCUGUUUAGCGGUUGUUUUUUUUUUGGGGGGGGGGUUCGCCUUCACUGUGCUAAGAUUUGCGAGAUGGGGAAAAAACCGCCACUUCUCUUUGUACGUUUUUUUUUUUUUUUUGUAUGUUUUCUUUAUCAUUCUUCACUUAGUUUUGUAAGUUGAGAGAAAACACCACAAGAUUCUUCUCCACACUUCCUCCACCAUCUUUUUUUCUUUUUUCUGUCUUCGUGUUUUUUGCCUCUUCUAAAUGUUCACUUUUACUUUUCUUUUUCCCCCAUUCUCUUUUUCUCAUGCGUUUGAAAGAAAAAUUUUCACCUCUAUUUCCUUAUUUUUUUUUACUCCUCCAAUAUUUUAUUUUCUUUUUUGUGUGUGCGUGUGUGUGAUUUUAAACUUCAAUAUUUUACCUCUUUUAUGAAAUUCUAUUCCCUUCAUACCUCUGUGUUAUCGGUGUAACAUUACCUUCUUAUCCAAACCUUUUGUCACUAUAAAUUAAUAAAUAACGAUCUUAAAUUCUCUUUUGUUUCCGAAACUGAACAUUAAUUUCUUCCUUUUGCUGUGAAUUCUUUGUUUUAGAUUAUUUUUACCUUUCUUUUAAGGUGUUUGCUCUUUCCACUGGUUAACAAAGACAACUGUAUUCUCUCUCUCACACACUCUCUCUCUCUCUCUCUCUCUCUCUCUCUCUCUCUCUCUCUCUCUCUCUCUCUCUCUCUCUCUCUCUCUCUCUGACCUUAAACCCCGUACUUGUGUGACCUCGUAUAACGCUUAACACCUCUCUCUCUCCAAAGUCUUCCUUUAAAACGACCAGCUCUUCUCUCAAGCUUCUUUUUACCUAACUUCAUUACCUUUCCAUCUCCAUUCACCUAUCUGUCGCUAUCAAUCUGCACACUAUUAUUAUGUAUAUGCAGUUGAUAAUGUAUUGUAUAUUCUCGAUAUGAGUUAGCUCGUCUAUUAGUUUCCUUUAUUUAUAGUUAAUAGAUGAUUUUUUUUUUUUUGUAUCGCUAGCUGACGAUUUUUUUUUUUUUUCCUCUCUCUCAUCAUUUUAUUUUCCGUAUUUAUAUAACAGGUUUUCAGUAGAGCCUAGAACAUCGUAUAUAGAUUAUCGACAUUCCUUUUAUUUUUUUUUCUCUCUCUCUCUCUCUCUCGAUCUCCCCGUCUCCUAUUAUUUUAACCAUACCGAGCCCGCCACCUUCGUAACAAAACCGAGAGAUAAUUAAACGCCUUAGAUCACAACUGGUUUUCUUUUCUGGUUUCUAGUCUCGGCCCUUCUUUGUUUCUUACUAUCUCCUUUUUUUCUGUAUUUUCUUUUACCUGUUGGCUUUUUUCUCUUUUUUUCUUCUCUCUCUCUCUUUCUGUCGAUUCCUGUUUGUGGGUUAGUCUUGGUGUAUUUUUGCUUCUUUAUGUGCGUGUUAUUGGACGUGUGUUCGUAUUACCUAAGUGUCGACGGGUUUACUUACCCAUGAGAGAGAGAGAGAGAGAGAGAGAGAGAGAGAGAGAGAGAGAGAGAGAGAGAGAGAGAGAGAGAGAGAGAGAGAGAGUGUGUGUGUGUGUGUGUGUGUGUGUGUGGGGCGUAAUUUCUCUCUCUCUCUCUCUCUCUCUCUCUCUCUCUCUCUCUCUCUCUCUCUCUCUCUCUCUCUCUCUCUCUCUCUCUCUCUCUCUCUCUCUCUCUCUCCUGUUGCAGAAAAAAAGGAAUGUUGAUAUAUUCUCACCAUUUGACAUCUGUGCAUAUUUUUUUUUCUGUAAUAAAGUAGAUUUAUUAUAAAGGAAAUGUGAGUCUUUAUUAGGAUACGCUUAUAAUUAUGAGUUUAAAACACCUGAAUUUUUUUUUUUUUUUUUUUUUACAUUUAUCUUUCACCAUUUUCUUUGUAUUUUAACGAAGGACUUUAUUUUCACUUCAAUUAAUGGUGUUGAGGAAGAAUAUAUAUCGAGCGUCUUAUUAGAAUGUAUGAUGUAUAUGUUUUUCUUUUGGUGUUUAUUUCAAUGUUCAAAAUACCCAUGUGUCCUAACCUUAAAAAGUCGUCUGCUACUUCUAAGUGUUUGAAUAAAGGUAUUUUUAUUA